Messenger RNA from Cucurbita pepo subsp. pepo (vegetable marrow), 2258 nucleotides. RefSeq names its product folylpolyglutamate synthase-like. The record is from RefSeq and is a predicted model, not a curated record. Gene Ontology annotation, cellular component: cytoplasm; cytosol; mitochondrion. Gene Ontology annotation, molecular function: tetrahydrofolylpolyglutamate synthase activity; ATP binding. Lineage: Eukaryota; Viridiplantae; Streptophyta; Magnoliopsida; Cucurbitales; Cucurbitaceae. Gene Ontology annotation, biological process: tetrahydrofolylpolyglutamate biosynthetic process.
AAAAUCAAAACUUCGAUAAUGGAAGUUCGCAAAUUAUCAUUCACACCAUGGCGCUGCUUUCGGCUGCUGAUGAAUCUCCGCAGUAGUGACUUUCCAACAACAUUGACUCGACCUCCACGCCACCCCACAACAACUUGAGCAACGCCUGCAUUGUUAUUGUCGGUUGAUCCAUCCAAUUCCUGUCCGGCCAAAACGAUCCCUCUAUCACCUGUUUCGACGGUCCAAGACAUACCCUCUUCAGCUUAUGUCACUCUCUUUCUCUAGCUGCCCCCUUCCAGUCUUCGGCACUCGCCCUCGGCUCCUCCGACGUUCCCAAAAGGAAGAGAUUGGUGAAAAGCUUUGGAGAUAGCAAACUUUGGGGGCCGUUGAAUCUUUUAGACUAGGCUGAAUCCUCAGGAUAUUGGAGAAGCAGGGGGUCAUCUAGUAACCAUGGAGGAAGGUAUGGGAGCAUUGAAAUACUCGCGGACAGCCUAUGAAGAGGCAUUGGAUGUACUGUCCUCGUUGAUUGUCAGCCGUAGACGCUGUGAUAAAUCUGGAGAUCGGUUUGAGUUGAUGUUUGAGUAUGUAAAGAUGCUUGAUUUAGAGGAGUCCAUGUCGAAAAUGAAGGUCAUCCAUGUAGCUGGCACCAAAGGCAAGGGAUCCACGUGCACCUUUACCGAAUCCAUAUUGCGUAAAUGUGGCUUCCACACUGGCCUUUUCACUUCUCCUCACCUUAUUGAUAUCCGAGAAAGAUUUCGCUUGGAUGGCAUCGACAUCAGUGAAGAGAAAUUUUUAGCCUAUUUCUGGUGGUGUUAUAAUAGGCUAAAGGAAAAAACUAGCGAGGAUGUACCGAUGCCUCACUUGUUUCGCUUCCUAGCGUUACUUGCGUUCAAAAUUUUUUCAGAUGAACAGGUGGAUGUAGCUAUCUUGGAGGUUGGUUUAGGUGGAACUUUUGAUGCUACCAAUGUGGUCCAGGCACCCAUUGUGUGUGGUAUAGCUUCUCUGGGUUACGACCACACGGAACUUCUUGGAAACACUCUUGGUGCGAUAGCUUCGGAGAAAGCUGGUAUCUUCAAGCGUGGGGCUCCAGCUUUUACUGUAUGUCAACCUGAUGAAGCCAUGCAUGUGCUUAGAGAUAAAGCUUCCCAGUUGGAUGUACAACUUACAGUAGUGCCAUCGUUGGAUCCGGAGCUUCUACAAGGUCAUAAACUCGGGCUUGAAGGCGAGCACCAGUAUCUAAAUGCUCGUCUUGCUAUUGCGCUAUCCUCCACUUGGCUUCACAGGACCGGCCAUUCCAAUCUGUCGUACAAGGAACAGAGCGGGUCUUUGCCUGAGCAGUUCAUAGAAGGGCUAACCACUGCCAGCUUUGAAGGGCGAGCUCAGAUUGUUCCUGAUAGAUAUAAUGAUAUUGAAUCCCCGGAAGAUCUUGUCUUUUAUUUGGAUGGAGCCCAUAGUCCUGAGAGCAUGGUGGUUUGCAGUAGCUGGUUUUGUGCUGCAAUAAAACAUAACCAGGAAGGGAUCUUAGAUCAUCAGUUGGAUGAUAAUGGUACAUCUUCAAAUAAACUUCUUCAAGGAUAUGAUAAUGAUGAGGCAAGGAAGAAAUCUGUGCAGGUGCUAUUGUUCAAUUGUAUGUCGGUACGAGAUCCACAAUUGCUUCUUCAACCUCUAAUCAAAACGUGCGCAAAUAAUGGGGUCCACUUCAAGAAGGCAGUCUUUGUUCCAAAUACAUCAGUGUUCAACAAGGUUGGAACCCAUGGUUUAGCAGAAGCAAAUGGUGAAGUAGACCUUUCUUGGCAGUUCCAUGUUCGAAGGGUGUGGGAAAACAUCAUCCAAUCUGAGAAAGGAGGCGAUUCUCAAGGCAUUGGUACCAUGGUUGAAGAAGAAAGUGAAAAACCAGAAGUGAGUGGUAAGUGCUGCGAGAACAGCGCAGUGUUUUCUUCUCUCCCAAUGGCCAUUAAAUGGCUCCGGGAUAGUGUUCUGCAGCAGAACAGGUCCAUUCGGCUUCAGGUUCUUGUGACUGGUUCUUUACAUCUUGUGGGAGAUGUGUUGAAAUUAAUCAAGUGAAGGACGGGACCUGUUUAGCGUCCAUGGCGAUGGGACUACGCUUUUACUCGAACAACGACAUCAGCAAGAACUGGGUGCUAGAAUUCUUUGAACAUUCAUGGUCUCAUAUUUGUUGUUUACAAGACUUGAGGUAAUAAUGGCCUUCUUAGGCUUCCAUUUUUAUCAGGGUUACAUUUAUUCUCUUUGGAAUAAUGAAAAUGCCAAAAAUAUAAAAA